AUGGACACCGGCAACAACCCCGACCCCAUCGACGCCUUCUUCCACCGCCACGGCCUCACCCCCUCCGCCCGCGCCCAGUGCCACGCCUUCGCGCGUGCACACCUCGGCGGCGCCCGGGACAUCCGCGAGGCCACGACGCAGGGCUACUGCUCGUACACGCUGCUGUGCGACGGCGACGACGACGACGAUGAAGACGCCAUCGUGCAGUUCCGCCCGGCCGCCCACCAGCUCGACAUCGAGCUCGCGGCCGCCGCCCGCCGCAUCUAUGGCGCCCUGGCGCCCGCCACGCGGUUCCUCGGUGUCGUCCCCGGAGACCGCCGUUGCCCCCUCUACGCCUACUCCAUGGCCCGCAUCCCCGGCGUCUCCCUCGCCGAGUUCCGCGCCGCCGCCGCAGCCGCGGACCCACCAACCGGCCGGUCCUCUUCCUCCCCCUCCCCCCACCGCCGCCAGCGGCAGCGGCAGCGGCACCGCUGGCAGGAGAACCUCGUGCGGGGCUUUGCGCGCUUCCUCUGCGCGGGCUGGAGGUCCUCCCUGGACUCGCACCCGCCGGCCUCCGCUGCCGCCGCCAGGGGCCGCGUGGGCGGCUCGCUGCGCCGGCGCCUGGAGAUGAUGCGCGACGGCCUGCCGGCGCGGUUCCGGCCCGCCGUGGAGGACGUGCUCAGCGGCCUGGACGCGGUCGAGGCCCUGCCGUGGGUGCUGACGCACGGCGACGUCGUGCCGGGGAACAUUAUGGUGGAGGGGCCGGCGGACGAGGAAGGCGAGGAAAGGGAUACCGCCGCCGCCAGCAGACGCCGCCGGCCGGGCUCGCUGUGCGGCCUGCUGGAUUGGGCCGAGGCGGAAUUCCUCCCCUUCGGGGUGGGCCUCGCAGGCGCGGAGGAGCUCCUCGGCGAGGCGUUGCUGGCGGCGGGGGCGGGGGUGGGGGCUGACGGUCCGUACCCGCCGCCGAGCAGCCGCUUCGCCUACUACCCGUGUGCGGCGGAGCUGCGGAGCGUCCUCUGGGAGGAGCUGCGGGCGGGGAUCCCCGAGCUGCCGCUGCUGGCCGGCGACGCGGUGGCGCGGGCGCGCGUGCUGGGCAUCCUUCUCUGGCACGGCAUCGCGUUCGCCGACGGCAGGCUGGACCGCGUCGUCCAGGAGGGCCGGGAUGACGAGGAGAUCCAGCGGCUUGACGUGUUCCUUUUUGGGGCCGCGGCCGGGGCCGAAAUUCGCCCCGGUCUAGGCUUGGUAAUCGUCACAGGAGUAUCGGAAGCAGGUUUUAUCUAG
Phialemonium atrogriseum is the source of this 1260-nucleotide messenger RNA. RefSeq lists its product as uncharacterized. The transcript has 2 exons. The coding region runs from base 1 to 1260 and encodes 419 amino acids. Lineage: Eukaryota; Fungi; Ascomycota; Sordariomycetes; Cephalothecales; Cephalothecaceae. The record is from RefSeq and is a predicted model, not a curated record.